This is a messenger RNA of Galeopterus variegatus (Sunda flying lemur), 1918 nucleotides long. RefSeq names its product zinc finger, B-box domain containing (gene ZBBX). The transcript has 15 exons. The record is from RefSeq and is a predicted model, not a curated record. Gene Ontology annotation, molecular function: zinc ion binding. NCBI's taxonomy places the organism in Eukaryota, Metazoa, Chordata, Mammalia, Dermoptera, Cynocephalidae. Gene Ontology annotation, biological process: cilium movement. Gene Ontology annotation, cellular component: motile cilium. The annotation marks the transcript as partial.
GAGCUGCGAAUGGAGAAAGUACAAUUAGAGUUAGAAAACCAAGAGAUGGAAAAGAAACUACAAGAAUUCAGAUCAACAAGGAACAAAGAAAAGGAAGAAAAAGAGUCAACUGGAUAUCACUGGAAAUCUGGAAAAUGGGGAAAAUUGGGUAAUCAAUCACACAUGAUGUCACAAAAUAAAGGAAAUGUUAUUAAGCUUUCUGCUGGAAAAGUGAAAUUAAAAUUACUGAAGGAGCAGAUUCAAGAUAANGUGAAACGACCAGUUAAUUAUAAAAGGGCAACUUCUUCUGAAAGUGAAAAACCCAAGAUAAAAGGGAAAGUUUGUGGUCAGUGUGAGAACAAAGCUGCUCUACUGGUAUGCCUUGAAUGUGGAGAAGAUUAUUGUUCAGGCUGCUUUGCUAAAAUUCACCAGAAGGGGGCACUAAAGCUCCACAGAACAACUCUUUUGCAGGCAAAAUCUCAAAUAUUUUCCAGUGUAUUGGAUGUUGCCCAUCGAUUUAUAAAGGAAGUAAAUCCAGAUGAAUCCAAAAGAGAGAAUAAUUCUACAAAAGAGACCAGUAAACGUCAGCAUAAACCCAAAUCUCUACUUCUACAAGGGAGCAGCUCUGAGACAGAAAUUACAACAGCAAAAAGAGCAGAAUGUGCAAAUCCAAGAGAUAGGCCCUUGUGUGAAGGGUCAUUUGAUGAAGAAGCUUCUGCCCGGUCCUCUCAGGAAGUGUUAAAUCAGUGGAGAACUGGAAAUCAUGACAACGAGGAGAAACAGAACUUACAUGCAGCCAAGCCAGACUCAAUGGAAGAAUGUGAAGUACAAACUAAUCUAAAAAUUUGGAGGGAACCACUUCAUAUUGAAUUUAAAGAUGACAGUCUAUCCUAUAUGGAAAAAUUAUGGCUUAAAAAACACAGGAGAACUCCACAAGAGCAACUUCUUAACGUACUACCGGAUAAACUCAUACAUUCGUGUAAAACCACUAGUGAGGCACAAUGUCCUCAGAAUGAAAGUGAUGAAGACAGUGAUGUUGACGAAACCAAAAUACAACACCCAGCUCUUUUCCUGCCAGUAGAAGAAUUAAACACAGAGAGACCUGAACCAUCCGUAAAGAUAGUUGAACUGGAUGAUACUUAUGAAGAGGGAUUUGAAGAACCGGGGAACGCUGUGCCUUACAAAGUUGAAUUAGCCAAUGCAGACAGUCAGCAAAGUUGUCCAUUUUAUAAUUAUCAGAAGAAUAGUUUUCCAUAUGAAAAUGACAUCCAUCAACAUCAUGUUUUCACUAAGGGAAAAAGAGACAUCUUAGAUCUUAGUCUGAGAAACACCUCUACAUAUUGUAAAGAUAACUCAAAAGCAGGAACUUCAAAUACAGAUUUUGACAACCUUGCGGAUACUGAUGUUUAUUCUUCUGACACUGAAAAACUAGGGGGAAGCAGCUUUUUUGAAAGGAAUUUAAAAGAGAUAAGUAUAGAUAUAGAAAGUAAUCAAAAGUCUGAUGAUUCUUGCAUAUCACUUGAGAAUAAGGAUUCUUUGCCAAGUACAGAUUUAGAAAAACCUUCUAUCGAGGAGAAAUUAUCUCAACACAUCAAAGAAUCCUUGGGAUUUAUCAAUAUUCAUGAGAGGCCGAAGUUUGAAGAUUCUAAAGCUACAGAAUCAGCACUGUUGUUACAAGAAAUAGCCCUCAGAAGUAAGCCUAUAACUGAACAAUAUCAAGGACUUGAGAGAUUCUUUAUUUCUGAUACAAAUGAAAGACUCAACUUACUUCCUUCUCUUAGCUUAGAAUGCAGCUAUUCCAGUACUAGGAUUACGCUUGCAGGAGACAGCGAGUGGAUCCCAGACCGUAGCUUAAGUGCACAUGCUGAUAAUGCAAUUGCCUUGGGUGUUCUGCACAGUGCCCCAAAUCCAUCAUCGAGUAGAAUACAGCAAAAGAUGU